AUGCUGAGCGGUUGGGAGUGUAAACGAGGGUAUUCAAAGCAUCAUGUUUUCAUCAGCUACAGGGCUCGUGGCGCAAAUCGUGAAAACGCUCGUAAUUUGGCAGAAUAUCUCAAUCAACAAACUUUGGGUGGAAUCGAUGGGUCUCCUUCUGUCAAAAUUCAUUGCUAUCUGGAUCAGUUAUGCCUUGUAGAUGGUGCCAACUUUGUUACCGGGUUUCAAAAUGGACUUGUAUCAUCCAGAGUAGUUUUGUUGUACAUCACAUCCGAUAGCCUACAUCAGCUCAAGUUAGCUGAUCAACAACCGGACAAUAUGUUAUUAGAGUGGGAGCAAGCGUUGAAACGUGCUACUGAUGGAAACCUAUCCGUAUUUCCACUCUUUGUUGGAAGUAAAGAUUCGAAAGGGAACUUUGAGCCUUUUAGUUCUUUCCCUGGUAUCUUGGCUGCGGAUUAUCCUGAUACUAAACAUAGACACCCAUCCUCGAACACUGAUCAAACAAUCAGACAGACUGUCAAAAAUGUCUUUGAAAUGCAGGGCUGUUUCUUAGACCCAGGAGAAUGGGACGUUGUGCUUCCAUACGUUAAAAGUUUUCUGUUGGAGUCAAACACUAAAGGGAUGCUAUUGAGGACUUUGAGGAAUCCUCCUAAUCCUCCCAAUUCCAAAGACAUUCAAAAUCAAAGGGCGUGGUGCCUGAGACUGCCAACGUCCAACCCGUCAAAACUAUACACCGCAACGUCUGUCGGUAUUGACAAGCACUUUAUCGCUGAAUGGGACCUAGUGUCUGGAGCUAUAGCAAGGAAGUUCCAAGUCCCAGAUCCAACCAACAGCAUUAACGACAUGGCACUCGGAAAUGACGAAACUCGACUCUUUGUAGGGCAGGACUAUGGUCAAUUUAUAGAGAUUGAUUUAAAUAGCGGUAGAAUCGUCAAGAGAGUAGACACAUACACCGGUUUUGUACAUGGUGUAUUUCCAGUGGGUCAGCCAGUCCAUCACCUCUAUACAGGUGGAGAGAAGGGCGGGCUGGAAUGGCAAUGGUCAACGGGCAAACAGACCAAGAAGUUUGUAUAUCCUGGAAAUGGCCGAGAGGCGAAUAUCUUUCAUAGCGCAGCCUUGUCUAUGGACAAAAUGUAUGCCGGAACAUUCGAAGCUGGUGAAAUCAUAGAGUGGGAUAUUGCGACCGCUAAAGUUACACGUACUUUUAAAGACAGCUGGGGUACCAUUGAUGAUAUAGUAGUAUUAGGUGCACCAGCCAACCUACUAUAUGCUGGUCAACGGAGUCGUGUAGUAGAAUGGGACUUGACAACAGGUACUCGAAAGAGGAUAUUCAAUGUGCAGGAGCCAGGUUAUAGUCUAGAUCGUCGUGAGAAUGUUUAUCUAGCGGUAUUAGGUCCACCUGAUAAUCGACUUUAUGCAGUAUCAGGUGAUCACAUCAUAAAAGAAUGGAGUCUGGACAAUGGGUUGCUGGUUCGAACCUUUGUUGGACACUCAGAAGACAUUCUGGCUUUGACAGUCGUGGGUUCUCCGAUGUAUCGAAUGUACUCUUCGUCUCAAGAAGGUGAUAUCCGAGAAUGGAACAUUUCCAAAGAAAUAUGA
This is a messenger RNA of Synchytrium microbalum, 1590 nucleotides long. RefSeq lists its product as uncharacterized. Gene Ontology annotation, biological process: DNA-templated DNA replication; rRNA processing; signal transduction. Gene Ontology annotation, molecular function: protein binding. The transcript is spliced from 3 exons. The record is from RefSeq and is a predicted model, not a curated record. Bases 1 to 1590 code for a protein of 529 amino acids. Lineage: Eukaryota; Fungi; Chytridiomycota; Chytridiomycetes; Synchytriales; Synchytriaceae. Gene Ontology annotation, cellular component: nuclear pre-replicative complex.